GUCCCUACCACCACGGGUGUGCUCCUGCUUGCGAGGUGUGACUGACAUCCAUGGCCCACCUGUACGGGCGGGUUGCUCUUGUGUUGGUGCUUCUGCUCGCCGCGGGUGCCGCCGGCGGGGAGGCGGCCACGCCGAGGCAACUGUUCCUGGUGACGCAGGCGCCGGUGACGCUGACGAAUCACCACGGGCAGCUGCUCACCGGGAACUACUCCGUCAACUUGCUCUGGUACGGCCGCUUCACCCCGGCGCAGCGCGCGACCGUGGCUGACUUCCUGCUGUCUCUAUCCUCGCCGCCGGCGCCGUCGUCUUCCCCUGCUGCUGCUGGCGGUGGUCCGGCGCCGCCGUCCGUCGCGUCGUGGUGGGCCACCACGGCCAGGUACCACCCUGGCGCCGCGCGUCUCUCCCUCGGCCGCCAGGUGCUCGACGGGUCUCUCUCCCUCGGUCGGCGGCUGUCGGAGACGUCCCUCGCCGCGCUCGCGGCGCGCCUCUCUCCGCACCGGGGCUCCAUCGCCGUCGUGAUAACGGCCCCCGACGUCCUCGUCGACGGCUUCUGCCUCUCCCACUGCGGCCUCCACGCGUCGGCCACCUCGGCCGCCGCCGCCGCCACGGCCCCGGCGCCGGCGCGAGCCGCCGCACGCGGGCGCGGCAGGUUCGCGUACGUGUGGGUCGGGAACGCGGCGGAGCAGUGCCCGGGGGAGUGCGCGUGGCCGUUCCACCAGCCGCCCUACGGGCCACAGGCUCCCCCAUUGGUGUCCCCGAACGCCGACGUGGGGAUGGACGGCAUCAUCAUCAACCUCGCCACGCUGCUGGCCGGCGCCGUGACGAACCCCUACGGCGGCGGCUACUUCCAGGGCCCCACCGAGGCGCCGCUGGAGGCAGUAACAGCCUGCACGGGGAUGUUCGGCGCCGGAGCCUACCCGGGGUACCCCGGCCAGGUGCCGGUGGACGCCGCCACGGGGGCCAGCUACAACGCCGUCGGGGUCGCCGGACGGCGGUUCCUGCUUCCGGCGAUGUGGGACCCCAAGACCUCGCAGUGCUCCACGCUCGUGUAGGACAACGCUCUGUUCCAUGACGUGAUGCGAUCGAUGGACCAAGAUGGUUUGGUUUGUGGGCUGGUGUACGGAUGGAUCGGGUUAGGGAAUAAUGGGUUGGUGUCUCGUUUUUCUUUUGGUUUUGUGGAUAUUUGUUGGUAAAAAAAAAUGAAAAAAAGCAGCACAAUGUAAUAAACGUAGGCUUUUGAUGUUCUGUAUAUAAUGGGUAAGGCACUGUUCGCUCCUCUUCAUGGCU
Messenger RNA from Oryza brachyantha (malo sina), 1287 nucleotides. Its product is annotated as protein EXORDIUM-like 2. The transcript has a single exon. The record is from RefSeq and is a predicted model, not a curated record. Lineage: Eukaryota; Viridiplantae; Streptophyta; Magnoliopsida; Poales; Poaceae. Bases 51 to 1052 code for a protein of 333 amino acids.